ACCCCGCACACCCACUUUGUGUUCAAGUUUUAGCAGCAGUCCUAUCUCUAAUUUCAGGCAAUUCGAAGCCGAGAACUGCAAUAAGUUGCGUGUUCAUGCAUUCCCAUCGCAUUUACCCGUAAACGGUACCUAAUUGAUCCGUUCCAUGCGCCAACAACGCUUCCGUCCCCCUUGAUUAGUAUUUUCGGUGGGGUGGUGGGGUUUGGACAAAUAUCCAUGUGCAUGAAUUGUCAAGUUGGCGUGUGGUGGGAUACAAGCGCAGGGCGGUCGAGAAAUGUAGAAGUUGUGUAGUGGGGUCACAUUAGAGAGUAAUAAGCGGUCGGGAGAAGGACAGAGCAAUCUGGUGUGUUGCAUAGUGUUUCUUGGAGGUGAUGAUGUUGGUGGCGGUUGGAACAGGAGUGAGCGUUCUUUUUGUAUAAACAUCAAAACCGACGAUUGAGCAAGAAGCGGCUAAGGGAGUGCUCGUAUUUUUGACAGGAGGCCGUUAGCGGGCUAUGUAAUUGAAAGCCGAAUUGAUAAGUUACUUGUUAGACUGUGUUCAAGCUCCAUGUGUUGAGUUUCGUAAACUCGUGAGAGUGCGGUGCAAGACGAGCUUGUCUCACUCGUUUGAAGAACUUGUAAACUGGGUUCAUCAGAUUUUGGCGGUUCAGCCCUUGUUGGGGUUGAAUCCUACAAGUGGAUGACCGAGGAAGACACCCCCGCUGUUGGGCUCUCGGAGCGGGAGGGUGGAUUUUUAAUGCUGAUAAUCGCUGGCGAGGGCGUGUGCAGGCGCUCUGAUCACAGUUUGCGCCUGAACAUUUGCUUCGUGAAGGAACCUGGUUGAUUCGGAGACAUUCAGAGACAGGAAGCAGGUGUUUUUCGCAGUUACAUGAAAGUCUACACGAAACGCGGGGCCGACGAAGCCCAUUUCGAUUUCCAAUUCUACAACUGUGAACUUAAUAUUUGAUUCAAACCAGCCACGGCGUCAACGCUUGAGUGACGUAAAUGUUCUUACAGAUUUCUUACGCCUAAUACCCGUCAGACUGUUAGAAGCGGAUUGACGUUUUUUUCUUUUUCUUUUUCUUUUUCUCUCUUCUCCAUUCAAAUCGAAAAAUUCGCGAAACAAAUUACACAAUGAAUACGCAGCAAUCAGGUUACUUUCUAGCUCCAACCCUAGUUAGUGCAGCUCCAAAGUUUGAGGCGGAGAGGGCGUCAUUCCAAGAUGCCGUACUCGGAGCUACUCCCACUUACGUCAAGCAGCUUGUUGCCGGAGGUGUCGCUGGCGGUCUAUCCAAGACUGCUGUAGCCCCUUUGGAACGUAUCAAGAUUCUCUACCAGAUCAAGCAUGGGAACUUUCAAUCUAUGGGAGUAUUUCGAUCUCUUUCCUGCAUUACUAGAACAGAAGGCUUUCGCGGUUUAUACAAAGGAAAUGGAGCUAGUGUUCUUAGAAUUGUCCCUUACGCGGCACUCCAUUUUGCCUCGUAUGAGCAGUACCGUCAUUGGAUAAUAGAGGGAUGUCCUGCUACAGGAACCGGACCUGUGAUUGAUCUUGUAGCUGGUUCUUUGGCCGGAGGAACUGCAGUUUUGUGCACAUACCCACUGGAUCUUGCCAGGACUCGCCUAGCUUAUCAAGUCAAUAGUUUGGGAAACAAAUCAUCGUUCGGUCAUGUUCUUCCAGCACCGUAUAAAGGCAUUGCGGAUGUAUGCACAAGGGUCUUCCAGGAGGGUGGAGUUCGGGGCUUGUACCGCGGAGUCUGUCCCACAAUGUGGGGAAUACUUCCAUAUGCAGGAUUGAAAUUCUAUGUGUAUGAAACAAUGAAACGGCACUUGCCCGAAGACUCUCGGUCAUCCUUACCUGCAAAGCUUGCUUGUGGAGCUGUUGCUGGUAUUUUAGGUCAGACUGUGACAUAUCCCCUGGACGUUGUCCGGCGCCAAAUGCAGGUGCAAUCCGAGAACGCAUUAGUAGGUGCUCGGUACAAAGGGACUCUUGACGCUCUUGUCACCAUUGCUCGUGGCCAAGGAUGGAGGCAGUUGUUUGCUGGACUUGGUAUCAACUACAUGAAACUGGUUCCUUCUGCGGCAAUUGGUUUCGCCACAUAUGACAGCCUCAAGAGCACCCUACGAGUUCCUCCUCGUCAAUCACAGUCUUAAAUCAUAGUUUUAUUUCUUAUUUUUAUCAUGCUAGAUUUGCUUGCUCUGGAGUAUACUACAAAUGUCACAACUUAUGAGAAAGUUACGUGAAACUGAUUUGGAACCGAAUUUGAACUUGUUGGCGGAUGAUACUAUUGAAAAUUUUCAAUAAAUAUUGUUAUCUUGUUGCA
Messenger RNA from Physcomitrium patens, 2300 nucleotides. Its product is annotated as mitochondrial carrier protein CoAc1. The record is from RefSeq and is a predicted model, not a curated record. Lineage: Eukaryota; Viridiplantae; Streptophyta; Bryopsida; Funariales; Funariaceae. Gene Ontology annotation, biological process: transmembrane transport.